GUUUCUUUCCUACUUUCAGUUUCAGUAGUUUGUUUUGACGACAUUAUUUAAUAAGAAACCAGAUUCUGGUCGCAUAUUCGGCAUUUUUUUUAACUGUUUUUGAAUUAGACAUUUGACAAAAAAUUGAGUCGUAUGUAAUUGAAUCGACUCCGAUACUUUGGAGUCGACUCCAACAAUUUUCGUUUACGAACACCCUGGAGUUGACGAACCGACUCUCAUUUGAAUAGACUGUUUUUGGAAUCGAUGCGUUUGCUUAUAAAACGGUUAAAGUAGGUGAAUGGCAGAGGCGAAUCACGGCACACUAGGAGAAGAUUUCACAUCCAGAACUGCUGAGCUGGAUGGAGAUGAAAAUGAAAUUGACGAAACCUCUGAGGUGUUCCUGAGUGUACUUGUACAUCAUGGUCAGGUCGGUCUCAGCUUCUACGACAGUAAAGAUUGUACUCUGAAUGUCAUGCCUGACACUGUGGAUAAUCGGGACCUUGCUCUGCUGGACCGAAUCAUACAGGAGCUCAGCCCUCGGGUCAUCGUCACCAGCGCCAAGCAGGAGAGAAGUCUGGCCCAGUUUCUCAGAGCACUCGGAUCAAAUCCAGACUACAUACCUGAAGUUGUAGUGCAUCCCAAUGCUGAUUUCAAACUGGAGGUUAGUAAGCAGAAGCUGCUGUCUGCACAUCUCCCUUUUCUCCCUCCAUCCAUCACAGAGAAAAACAGACUCCCGUAUCUGUCCUCCUGCAUCCCGUUUGACUCACUGUUAAUGAUGAGGACAAUUGGAGCGCUCCUGAAGUGCCUGGACAGGAGGAGAGUCGGGGUUGAGCUGGAGGAGAGCAGCAUGCCGGUUCCCAUCUUACAGCUUCUCACCUACACAAUAACUGAUGUGGUAUAUAUGGAUAAAGAUGCGUACAGUGUUCUUCAGAUCUUCAAAUUCGAGCUGCACCCUUCAGUUUACAAGCUGCAGUCAGGACAGAAGGAGGGGCUCAGUCUCUACGGAAUUCUGAAUCGUUGUCGAUGUAAAUUUGGUUCCAGACUUCUCCGGCAGUGGUUUCAUAGACCCACCAGAGACCUGAGCGUGUUGAGGAGAAGACAGGAGGUGAUUCGUUUCUUCACCACGCCUCGCAACUCAGAGCUCAUGAACACACUGCAGAGCUUCCUGCGCAAUUUCAAGAACAUCCCAGUCUUGCUGCGUAAAAUGUCUCUGUCUCAUACCAAAGUGGUCGAAUGGCAGAAUCUCUACAAGACUGUGUAUAGCGCAGUGGGGAUCAGAGACACUGUACGCUCUCUCCCCCAGACCAUCCAGCUCUUUCGCGAGAUCAGCGAAGGAUUCACAGACGAACUGUACCACAUUGCAACGCUCAUUAGCAAAGUGGUGGAUUUUGAAGGAAGUCAGGCUGAGAAUCGAUUCACCGUUAAGCCGAACGUCGACCCCAUCGACGAGAAGAAAAGACGAAUGAUGGGCUUGUCAGACUUCCUGACGGACGUGGCGCGUGCCGAGCUGGAAAACCUGGACUCGCGCUUUUCCUCCUGCAGUGUCAUUUACAUCCCUCUGAUCGGAUUCCUACUUUCAGUUCCCCGACUUCCUGCGAUGGUGGAGAAGGAAAACUUUGAGAUCGAAGGCCUUGAUUUUAUUUUUGUUUCAGAGGACCGGCUUCAUUACCGCAGCGCUAGAACUAAAGAGCUGGACAACAUGCUGGGAGACCUGCACUGUGAUAUCAGAGAUAUGGAGACGGCAGUGAUGACUCAGCUCCAGGCCACGGUCCUACAGCGCAGCAGCUGUUUGUAUAAAAUCUUAUCUCUGUACGCAGAGCUGGAUUGCCUCAUGGCUCUGGCCCAGGCGUCUCAGGACUACGGCUACUGCCCACCUACAUACAGCCAGCGGUGCACUCUGAACCUGCAACAGGCCCGACAUCCUCUGAUGGAGCUGUGCACUCCUGUAUUCGUAUCAAAUCCAUGCCUUUGUUCCGACAUGGAAGGAAAAGUGAAAGUGAUAACUGGACCAAACUCUUCCGGCAAGAGCAUUUAUCUUAAACAGGUGGGCCUGAUUGUGUUCAUGGCUCUGAUCGGCUCCGAUGUCCCCGCUAAAGAAGCGGAGAUCGGCCCGAUAGACGGAAUCUUCACACGCAUGCAGAGUCGCGAGAGUGUGUCUGUGGGCCUGAGCACCUUCAUGAUAGAUCUAAAUCAGAUGGCGCAGGCUCUGAACCACAGCACCGGGAUGUCCCUCGUGCUGGUGGACGAGUUCGGAAAAGGAACCAAUACUGUAGAUGGACUGUCUCUCCUGGCUGCAUGUCUCAAUCACUGGUUAAACAGAGCUCCAGCUCAAUGUCCGAUUGUUUUCCUGGCAACAAACUUUCACAGUGUCUUGCAGCUCGACCUUUUGCCUCGCUCUCCACUACUGUCCCUACUGACGUUAGAGACAGCAGUAGAUGGAGAGGAGUUGAUCUUUCUCUACCAGCUGAAGGAAGGGAUCUGUCAGUCCAGCUACGCCGCAAACAUCGCAACACUUGCCGGCCUUCCACCUGCUCUGGUUCAGAGAGGAGUAGAGGUAUCAGAUUUAUACAGAACAGGAAGAACCAUCCAAAGGAUUGACCAACCCUCCAGCGAAGAACUGAUCACCAGAUGUGAAAGUGUGGUGGAGAAGUUCCUCCAACUCGAUCUGGAUGAUCCUUCAACAGACCUACAGGGCUUUUUGAAAGACGUGCUGCUUCCCACCGUCGGAGACUCGCUUUAAUGGCCACAAAUUUCCUUAGUGAGUAAUGUAACACGGCUUUUGAAGCACAUGCCUGAUUUGUUCAGGAGUAUCACAGGAUAUUAAUUGAAACACUGUUAAAUGGAUUAGUGAUUAUUUGUGUUUAUGUAGAAACACUGAGAAGUUGUUUUAGGAAGAUCCCUGAGAGGUUAUACCGUGUUUUAACAGUGUUAGAAAUUAAGGUUAGCAAGAGAAUUUAUAGCAGUUGGUAGCGUUUUUUUUUUUUUUUUAAGGUAUAUUUCUAUUAGAAUGCAUCUUAUAUCUAUAUAUGUAUGUAUUUAUUCAUUUAUUUAUUAUGCCAUGGCUGUUGUUAUUAUUGCCUUCAAUGUUCUGUUUCUGAGAAAUUGUUCAUGUUUAGUUCUGAAAGUUCAGAGAAAUUUAAAUAUAUUUUAAUGAAGCUUUUA
Silurus meridionalis is the source of this 3141-nucleotide messenger RNA. RefSeq names its product mutS homolog 5 (gene msh5). Gene Ontology annotation, biological process: mismatch repair; chiasma assembly. The record is from RefSeq and is a predicted model, not a curated record. Lineage: Eukaryota; Metazoa; Chordata; Actinopteri; Siluriformes; Siluridae. Gene Ontology annotation, molecular function: ATP binding; mismatched DNA binding; ATP-dependent DNA damage sensor activity. Gene Ontology annotation, cellular component: nucleus.